AUGUUUGGCUCUGGGAAUGUUCUGCCUGUUAAAAUUCAGCCUCCGCUGCUUAGGCCACUGGCGUAUAGAGUUUUAUCAAGAAAAUAUGGUUUAUCAAUUAAAUCUGAUGGACUGUCUGCUCUUGCAGAAUUCGUUGGCACUAAUAUAGGUGCUAACUGGAGACAAGGGCCUGCUACAAUAAAAUUUCUCGAGCAAUUUGCUGCAGUAUGGAAACAACAAGAAAGAGGCCUUUUCAUCGACCAGAGCGGGGUUAAAGAAGUUAUACAGGAGAUGAAAGAACGUGAGAAAGUCGAAUGGAGUCAUGAACACCCUAUUCAACAUGAGGAGAAUAUCUUGGGACGGACAGAUGACGAUGAGAACAACAGUGACGAUGAAAUGCCGAUCGCUGCUGAUUCAUCCUUACAAAAUGUUUCAUUAUCUUCACCCAUGCGACAGCCCACCGAAAGAGAUGAAUAUAAACAGCCUUUCAAGCCAGAAAGCUCCAAGGCGUUGGACUGGAGGGACUACUUCAAAGUUAUCAAUGCUUCUCAGCAACAAAGAUUCUCAUACAAUCCGCACAAAAUGCAAUUUAUUUUCGUCCCCAAUAAAAAGCAGAAUGGGCUAGGAGGCAUUGCGGGUUUUCUACCAGAUAUAGAGGACAAAGUUCAAAUGUUCUUGACAAGAUAUUACCUCACGAACGACAGAGUCAUGAGAAAUGAAAACUUCCAAAACAGUGACAUGUUUAAUCCAUUAUCAUCUAUGGUGUCUUUACAAAAUGAACUGUCCAAUACUAACCGACAGCAGCAAUCCAGCAGUAUGAGUAUCACCCCAAUAAAAAACCUACUAGGUAGGGAUGCUCAAAACUUUCUACUAUUGGGGCUCUUAAAUAAGAACUUUAAGGGCAAUUGGUCACUGGAAGAUCCGUCUGGAUCUGUCGAAAUUGACAUUUCCCAAACUAUCCCUACACAAGGCCAUUACUACGUGCCAGGUUGCAUGGUUCUUGUGGAAGGAAUAUACUAUUCUGUAGGAAAUAAAUUCCAUGUUACCUCCAUGACUUUACCCCCUGGUGAGAGAAGAGAAAUUACAUUAGAAACGAUAGGUAAUCUCGAUCUCUUAGGAAUACAUGGCAUUUCUAAUAACAAUUUCAUUGCUCGUUUGGAUAAAGAUUUGAAGAUUAGAUUACACCUUUUGGAGAAAGAAUUAACAGAUCAUAAAUUUGUAAUUCUCGGCGCAAAUUUGUUCCUAGAUGAUUUGAAAAUUAUGACUGCACUCAGCAAAAUUUUGCAAAAAUUAAAUGAUGACCCACCGACCCUAUUAAUUUGGCAAGGUUCUUUCACUUCAGUUCCCGUUUUCGCAUCAAUGAGUAGCCGGAAUAUAAGUAGUUCCACUCAAUUUAAGAAUAAUUUCGAUGCCUUGGCGACGCUUCUGUCAAGAUUUGACAAUUUGACCGAAAAUACCACAAUGAUAUUUAUUCCAGGUCCUAACGAUUUAUGGGGGUCGAUGGUGUCAUUGGGGGCAAGUGGGACAUUACCGCAAGAUCCAAUUCCUAGUGCGUUUACCAAAAAAAUCAACAAGGUCUGUAAAAACGUUGUAUGGAGCUCAAAUCCAACUAGAAUAGCAUACUUAUCCCAAGAAAUAGUCAUUUUCAGGGACGAUUUAUCCGGAAGAUUCAAAAGACACCGUUUGGAAUUCCCAUUCAACGAGAGCGAAGAUGUUUAUACUGAAAACGAUAACAUGAUGUCUAAAGACACCGAUAUUGUACCAAUCGAUGAAUUAGUUAAAGAACCAGACCAGUUACCACAAAAGGUUCAAGAAACAAGAAAACUCGUUAAAACAAUACUAGACCAGGGUCAUUUAUCGCCAUUUCUUGAUUCCUUGCGCCCAAUUUCAUGGGAUUUGGACCACACUUUGACACUUUGCCCAAUACCAUCGACAAUGGUUCUUUGCGACACUACUUCUGCACAAUUUGAUUUGACAUACAACGGUUGUAAAGUAAUUAACCCUGGAAGUUUCAUUCAUAAUAGACGUGCUAGGUAUAUGGAGUACGUUCCAUCCUCAAAGAAAACUAUACAAGAAGAGAUAUAUAUCUAA
Saccharomyces cerevisiae S288C is the source of this 2070-nucleotide messenger RNA. RefSeq names its product DNA polymerase epsilon noncatalytic subunit (gene DPB2). Lineage: Eukaryota; Fungi; Ascomycota; Saccharomycetes; Saccharomycetales; Saccharomycetaceae. Gene Ontology annotation, biological process: DNA replication; DNA-templated DNA replication. Gene Ontology annotation, cellular component: epsilon DNA polymerase complex; nucleus; cytoplasm. The transcript has a single exon. Gene Ontology annotation, molecular function: DNA binding. The record is from RefSeq and is marked reviewed. The coding region runs from base 1 to 2070 and encodes 689 amino acids.